This is a messenger RNA of Marmota flaviventris (yellow-bellied marmot), 1292 nucleotides long. It is a transcript of the gene Hmgcll1, whose product is annotated as 3-hydroxy-3-methylglutaryl-CoA lyase like 1. The record is from RefSeq and is a predicted model, not a curated record. Gene Ontology annotation, cellular component: endoplasmic reticulum; cytosol. Gene Ontology annotation, biological process: ketone body biosynthetic process; L-leucine catabolic process. Lineage: Eukaryota; Metazoa; Chordata; Mammalia; Rodentia; Sciuridae. Gene Ontology annotation, molecular function: hydroxymethylglutaryl-CoA lyase activity.
CCUCCCAUCGCUGACUGCAGCCCCAGGCCCCGCCAUGGGGAAUGUGCCCUCCGCGGUGAAGCAUUGCCUCAGCUAUCAGCAGCUUCUGCGGGAGCAUCUCUGGAUCGGGGAUUCAGUGGCAGGGGCGCUCGACUCGGCGCAGGAAUCAUCCCAGUUAUCUGGGCUCCCUGAAUAUGUUAAAAUAGUAGAAGUUGGGCCUAGGGAUGGAUUGCAGAAUGAAAAGGUUAUAGUUCCUACAGACAUAAAAGUUGAAUUUAUCAAUCGACUUUCCCAAACUGGCUUGUCUGUAAUAGAAGUAACCAGCUUUGUGUCCUCCAAAUGGGUGCCACAGAUGGCUGAUCACACUGAAGUGAUGAAAGGCAUUAAUCAAUAUCCAGGAGUUCGAUAUCCUGUCCUUACUCCUAAUCUUCAGGGUUUUCACCGUGCUGUUGCUGCUGGAGCCACUGAGAUAUCAGUUUUUGGUGCUGCAUCUGAAUCCUUUAGCAAGAAGAAUAUUAAUUGUUCCAUUGAAGAAAGUAUGGGAAAGUUUGAAGAGGUCGUUAAGUCUGCAAGGCACAUGAAUAUUCCAGUUCGAGGGUAUGUGUCUUGUGCCUUGGGCUGCCCAUACGAAGGAAGUAUUACACCGCAAAAAGUCACAGAAGUGUCUAAGAGAUUGUAUGGCAUGGGCUGUUAUGAGGUUUCUCUGGGAGACACCAUUGGAGUGGGGACUCCAGGAAGCAUGAAGAGAAUGUUGGAAAGUGUCAUGAAAGAAAUACCUCCAGGUGCUCUUGCUGUUCACUGUCAUGACACUUACGGACAGGCCUUAGCAAAUAUCCUUACGGCCCUUCAGAUGGGAAUUAACGUGGUGGACUCCGCAGUGUCAGGAUUAGGUGGCUGCCCUUAUGCAAAAGGUGCUUCCGGGAAUGUAGCCACUGAGGAUUUGAUAUAUAUGCUUAAUGGCCUGGGGCUCAAUACAGGUGUGGAUCUCUACAAAGUAAUGGAAGCUGGUGACUUUAUAUGCAAAGCUGUGCAUAAAAAUACAAACUCUAAAGUAGCACAAGCCUCCUUCAGUGCUUGACAUCAGUGGAUUUGUGACUUAAGAUCAAGAAGAUCCAUUUCAGCAGCAUACAUUCAUCUGAAAAUCAUUAGUGCCAACUCAUUUUGAAAUGUAAUAGGCAAAGGUGGAGAAAGAGGAACAACUUUUUAAAAACAUUAUUACUGAAUAGACUAUGACGUCAAUAGUAAGCAAUACCAGUCAUCAGGUAAAUCAUAAUUGGAGGAUGAGUAAUGAAACUUGUAGACAUCCUUUUGAA